This is a messenger RNA of Oryzias latipes (Japanese medaka), 2087 nucleotides long. Lineage: Eukaryota; Metazoa; Chordata; Actinopteri; Beloniformes; Adrianichthyidae. The record is from RefSeq and is a predicted model, not a curated record.
UUAUGUAGGCGCCAAAUGAGAGAAAAUGGCCGCGCGUUUCUUCUUGUCAUUACGGUGACGCUUCGUCCCACGUGUCCGGAAGUAGUUCCGGCUCUUCUACGUCGCUUGCUGACAGAAACCGUCCGCGGGAGCGGUAGCGGAGCUGCGGAGACACUUCAGCCCGGCUGCUGACGCAGGAGGGCCGGCGGGGCAGCUGAGCCAUGGGCCUCCUGGCGAGGCUGCGGAAGGAGUGGUUCAUCGUCGGCAUCGUGCUGGUCAUCCUGUCGGCCAAACUACAACCCAGCUUCGGAGUUAAAGGAGGUCCAUUGAGGCCAGAGGUCACCAUCGCCUACAUCGCCGUCUCCAUCAUCUUCUUCAACAGCGGCCUGUCCCUGAAGACGGAGGAGCUGACCUCGGCGCUUCUGCACGUGCGCCUCCACCUGUUCGUCCAGUCCUUCACCCUCAUCUUCUUCCCGCUCGCCGUCUGGCUGCUGCUCCAGCUGCUGCAGCUGUCCUCCAUCGACCAAUGGCUGCUCAGAGGGUUACAGACGGUGAGUUGCAUGCCUCCUCCGGUCUCCUCCGCCGUCAUCCUCACCAAAGCUGUCGGAGGCAACGAGGUGACGCACACACACACACACGUACACACACACACACACACUGAUGCGUCAACAGGUCGUCGACCUUCGGUGUUUGUUUCCAUGAUGGCUGACACUUCUCCGUGUGCCCAGGCUGCUGCCAUCUUCAACUCGGCCUUUGGAAGCUUCCUGGGCAUCGUGGUGACUCCAGUGCUGCUGCUGCUGUUUCUCGGCUCUUCGUCCUCCGUUCCCUUCAGCUCCAUCUUCUCCCAGCUCUUCAUGACCGUGGUGGUUCCUCUGAUCCUGGGUCAGGUCUGUCGAGGCUUCCUCAGGGACUUCUUGGAGCGACGAAAGCCUCCUUUCGGCGCCAUCAGUAGCGCCGUUCUUCUCAUGAUCAUCUACACCACCUUCUGCGACACCUUCAGCAACCCCAACAUCGAGCUGGACGCCGUCAGCCUGCUGCUGGUCGUCUUCAUCAUUUUCUCCAUUCAGAUCAGCUUCAUGCUCCUCACGUUCAGCAUGUCCACCAGGUCACGCUCAGGAUUCAGUCCAGCAGACACAGUCGCCAUCAUGUUCUGCUCCACGCACAAGUCCCUCACUCUGGGAAUCCCGAUGUUAAAGAUCGUCUUCGAGGGCUACGAGCACCUUUCUCUAAUUUCAGUCCCCCUUCUGAUCUACCAUCCGGCCCAGAUCCUGCUGGGUUCGGUUCUGGUGCCGACCAUCCGCAACUGGAUGACGAGCCAGCAGAAGUCUAGUCUGUUGUUGCGUUAGGGAACACUUCUGUGGGCCCAGAGUGGGGAAGUCAACAAACCUGCAGCCCGUCUGAUGGAGGCGCCACCUUCAGCCAUGUGACCACGGAGGGAGGAGUCUGCAGCCAGGAGUGCCUUAAUCAAUCGAUCAAGCGAGACCUCGGCGGUGGAGGGAAACCCCGCCCACAGUUUGCCUCGAUGCAGCGACAGACUCACGUUUGUGUCAUUCCUACGCUUUUGUAUUUAAAGAAAGUUGUUUUUAUUUUUGUAUGCUGAACACUGAAGAAUUCCUGGGAAAAAGGAACUUUUUUUUUUAAACGGGGGAGGUUGCUAUGGAAACCGCCUACAGGAAUCCAAAAGGGUCAACUUUAUGGGAUCAUUCUGUUAUUUCCUACUUUCUUCUACUCUGGUUUUUCCAGCUUUCACUGCCAGAUGAAACCUUUGUUUGACUCUUUGCUGAAUUUUCUACUCCGUUCUAUAAAAAAUACCAACAGUUUUGCCGCCUUUAUUUACAUACGAGGAAUCUCAGCCAAAUGAAGCUGAAACUCAGGUGACAUCAGGUGAAUUAUACGUUCAUUUCUGUAUUUCCUUGUGUUACUUUAAUUUGGACCUGUAGGGGGGGCUAACUGAAUACAAAUUGUCAAGUUUUUGAAGGUUUAGAUCCAAUUUUGGGAGCAAUAAUUUAAAGAAAUUACCAUAUUUUCUUUGAUUUUUUUUAAGUUUCUGUGCUAAAUACAUUGUAAAGUAUUUAUUUGACACACAGAAUAAAAUGAAUUUGUUUAAA